Molecule: messenger RNA, 1032 nt
Organism: Closterium sp. Naga37s-1
Lineage: Eukaryota; Viridiplantae; Streptophyta; Zygnematophyceae; Desmidiales; Closteriaceae
Source: the annotation of a GenBank genome assembly
AUGAGUGGCAGGGGAAGCAGCUCAGAUCAGCGUCUGGAGGAGCUGUUGGCUGGGGGAACAGGCGGGGGCGUGCGUGCCAAGUAUGCUGCACGGCUGCAGGAGAAGAAGAUGCUGGCUGAGGCCCGCAGGGAGCAGCAGGGCGGCGGGUUCGGCCGGGCGGCUGCUGCCGUUGCCUCCGCUGCCGCUGCUGCCAGCACUGCUGCUGCCGCUGCUCGUGCGGCGAGAUUGAGAGCGGUGAAGGGAGGAGGAGAUGGGGGGGUUGUGUGGGGGACGGGAGAAGGGGCGUUGCCUGGAAUUGGCGUGGCUGAGGGGGGUAGAGGAUGGGUGGUGGCUCCUGGGUCUGCAAGACUGCUCCGGCAUUUCCAGUCCCGCACUCUGAAGCAAGCACUGUUAACCACCCACCCGCGCCUGGACGUGCUCCUUCUCAACGACCAGCUUGGCAAUUUCGCCUUUGACUCUCACAUUGAUUCCACUGCAGCCGCCACUGCCACUGUUGCUGCUCCCUCUGCUCCCUCUGCCUCCGCUGCCCCGUCUCACUCGACUCCGACUUCUUCAGCCCCUCCAUCUGAGUCUCGUUCACCCUCAGAUGCAUCUAAAUCAGCUGCUGCAGAGUCAGAACGCACGUUAGGAGACAAACCGGAAUUAUCACCGGCAGCAGCAGUGUCAGGCAUUGACUCACUGGAGGCUGCCAGAAAGAGUGUUGAAGCCAGGGAUGCUGAAAAGCAGCUUAAGAGCGCCGCGGUUGGAAAUAGCGCUGGCAAUGAUUCCAUGGAGUCCCCAAGUGUAUCAGCUCAGGGCAUCGCUGGAUGGGCUGCAUGGUGGAAGCAGCUGUCUGAGGGGACAUUGCACAAGGAUGGAAUGCGAGAUGGUGAUGUGCGAGUGGAUGGGGAGCGGACACAGGUUGCUGAUUGGUUGCAGGCUAGUGCUAGGUUUAAGGCAGCAGACAUGGUGGAGCUGAAAGGAGUGGUGGAGGAGCUGAAUGGAGUGUCGUUCAGGAGCAGCACGUUCGUCCAUGCGCAAGGGAGAAUCUAG